GCGAGAAAAGUUGCCGCAGUUGUGCAAUGUCGUAGUUGCUGAACGAGGUACGCACCGUGCCGCCAUGAGGAUCGCAGAGCACUCAACGUCGCUGGAGGAGAACCUCCAUCAGUCCAGUUGGCAGACUGCGGUGAGAACCCCGUCCCGGAUCAACUGCAGUUGUGCACUGUGGUCGAUAGAACUGUCGUCGAUGCGGAACGAGCGGGAGGAGCAGCAGCAGGAGGAGGAGGAGGAGGAGGAGGAGAAGGAGGAGAAAGGGAGGAGGGGGAGGAGGAGAAAGGGAGGAGGGGGAGGAGGAGGAGGAAGGGCGAAGAAGGAACAUAGGGGUGAGAUGACGAACGAGUAUGCAGGCAAGAAACUGGGCUGCAAAGGAGGAGGAGGAGGAGAGGGUGGAGCAGAAGGCGGAGGGGAGACAGGCGGAUGCAGAGUAGUAGUAGUAGCAGGAGGCGGAAGGGAAGGACGAUUGGGAGAAGGAGGGGAAGGACUAGCUCGAGGAGGAGAAAGGACGAAGGGAGUCCAGACAGGUGAGAUGAUGAGCAGGGAUUCGGGCGAGGAAGUAGGCUGCAAAGGACGAGGAGGAGGAGGAGGAGGCGGAAAAGGAGAAGGAGAAGGGGGAGGAGGAGGAGAAAAAGGAGGAGGGGGAGGAGGGGAAGGAGGAGGGGGAGGAGGAGGAGAAAAAGGAGGAGGGGGAGGAGGGGAAGGAGGAGGCGCUUGCAGUUUUCCGAUCCGUGGCAUUCCGACCAAUUUGUUGGAUCGAUGGGGUCAUUCGGCCGUGUUUGCGGAGAGGGGGGCUCACGGUCCUUGUAUCCUUGUGUUUGGGGGAUUUGCGAGGGAGAAGGGGAGGGCAGAUUCUAGGUCGGCGGAUCUGAUCAUCAUAGAUCUCAAGGAUCGGACGGCGAAGAGGGUCGUCCCUGAAGGAGGAGUAGAGGGCCAGCAAGCACUGAUUUGGCCCUGCAGUCGUGUCUUACACACAGCGGAUUUCGUAAAAGAAUUGGGACAGAUGGUGUUGAUUGGAGGGAGAAAGGGACCUACCUCUCCUCUAAGCGAUGUGUAUGUCCUCCACGUGGACACCUUGACAUGGGUCUACGGAGGGCACAUCCCUGCUGACGUGGCAUGUGAAAGGGAUGGCACGACGUCCGCCGCACGAUUCCGCCACGCGUCGUCUGUAGCCGGAUCGGGAGUGUACAUUUUUGGCGGGAAAACUUCCGGAGAUCGAGCCCUUAAUGACCUCUUGAGACUGGAUGUCGGGACGAUGACGUGGCAACGUGUCAGCGUGCACGGUAGAGAAGAAGUCCCUUUGCCCCGCCACUCCCAUUCCCUCGCGUCGAUCGAUACCAGGUUGUUCCUGUUUGGAGGGAAGGCAGAGGACGGAUCGCUGCUGAAUGAUCUGUAUAUGAUGGACGUCGGACAGCGCGCCACGUCAGCAAUGCUUACGUGGCAGAGAGUGACGUGGCAGCACUCCUGCGACGUCCCGCCGCCGCCAUCGCCGAGAAUGUCGCACACCAUGUUAACUGUGGAGCCUAAUCUGUUGAUAGUAUUGGGAGGGUGCCCAGUCAGGGAGGGGAUUAGGGGUGGGGGAUUAUGCCACGUGUUCAACGCGCGAACCAGCAGAUGGUCACAUGGGUUUCCGAAUGGAGGUGAUGGGGUUCCACGUGGCGCUCUCUGGGUCCGCCACACUGCGACUUUGCUUCCAGAAAACGGCCAUGGAGAAAGGCACAUUGUGGUGUUGGGUGGAGGGGCUGCCUGCUUUGCAUUUGGCACUUUUUUCAGCCCUCCAUUCGUGAUUACUGUCGGUGGCAAAAGGAAGACACAGGAGGAGGAGGAGGAGGAGGAGGAGGGGGAGAAAGAGGAAGAAAGAGAUGAGGAACAUUGUGGUGCGGUAAGCUCGCUGGCAGAGGACAGGCUGUGGGGAGGAGGGGGUUUUGGAAACUCGGUAUCAGCUCACCAGCACGGCUAUGGCCGAUCGGACAAGUUGGGGGAAGGAGAGGCAAGCGCUGAGAGAUGGCGGACGCCUCGUGCGGAUGCCAGAGGAGGAAGAGAGAUUGAGAGAGCUCCCUCUUCUAUGGAUAAGGGGGGAGAAGAGAGAAAGGAGGAGAGAUUAAUCGACCAAGUUCAAAUGACUGUAGUAGUUGGGACAGAGGUGGUUGAUGAUGCCCACGUGGCGUCAAGGGCGUGGACCACCAAACUACUCCCCACGGCAGCUAGAGCCUCCGACUGCACUGUCGGGAUCCAGAUCGGGAUGGAACAACCUCCGUGGGGUAAGGGAGGGGAAUCGCUGUCCGAGGCUGGGUGCAAAGAGGAUAAGGAGGAGGAUGAGGAGGAGGAGGAUGAGGAGGAUGGGGAGGAGGAAGAGGAGGAGGAAGAGGAGAAGGAGGAGGAGGAAGAGGAGGAGGAGGAGAAGGAGGAGAAGGAGGAGAAGGAGGGUCCAAGGGAGUGGGCAUGGGUUUUGGUUGUCCCCAGGAAAGAGGGGAAAGGUUGUAAAGACGCUUUGAAGCUGAGGGGUUGGCUAGAUGAGAAGCGGAGAGUGGGUGCUGAAGGGGGGGGGGAGAGGAUCGUCCUCCCUGUCACGAGUGAGGGGGCAGAAUACUGGUUAAUAGAUCUCCGCCAGCGAGAGCACGAGGGAGUCGAAAGAAGGGAGGCAGAAGGGAAAGAAAAGGAAGAGGAACUGGUACAAGGGAGAGAGAGGGAACACAAGUCUGCAGCGGCAGUAGCAGAGGGUCGAGGAGCCGAGCUACCGCUCCCUUUGCGUUUCUUCUCCUGUUGUCUUGAGGAUAGAGAACAAGGUAAGAGGGACAAGAGAGGACAAGGCAAGGACAAAGAAGUCAUCGCAGAUGAGUACGGGUUAAAAUUAGUCGAAGUUGAAAAGGGGUUGCAGAGGGGGGGGGUAAGAGGAACUAAUCCUCACGAAAGGAUGAAGGUAGAUUUGGCAGAAGCGUUAAGGAGAAGGGGUAUGGAUGCAAAACCGGCUUUUUCGGACGGCCCGUGCGGAAUCCCGACAAAAUGGGAGAGACUUGGGGACAUGGUGAUCCUCCCAGCCGGUUCCUUCAAGUCCCAAGGCUGGAGAGCCUUGGGACAAGAGCUGUGGGACAUUGUUGCCAAGUGUCUAAGGGCCCAAAGGGUGGCUAUACAAGCUCGUAUUGCUGCUAAUUUGACAAGGGAUAGCAAUGUAGAACUGGUCCUAGGGGGUAAUGGAUGGGUGAGGCAUCGGGAGAACGGCAUUAUAUACGAGUUCGACGUAACGGAGUGCAUGUUUUCCUCUGGCAAUGUGACGGAGAAACACCGCAUUGCUAACUUAGACUGCAGAGGAGAGACGAUCGUAGACCUCUUCGCUGGCAUUGGCUACUUUGUGCUUCCGUAUCUGGUAAAGGCGGGAGCUUCGCAGGUCUAUGCUUGUGAGAUGAACCCUCGUUCUAUUCGAGCAUUAAGAGCUAGUUUGAAAGCCAAUGGGGUGUCACACAGAUGUGUGGUUCUAGAGGGCGACAACAGAAGGGUGGCUCCCAUUGGUGUCGCUCAUAGAGUGAAUCUAGGACUCCUACCCUCAAGUGAACUCAGUUGGGAGACAGCUGUGCGUUGCCUUAGACCUAAGGAGGGGGGGAUUCUGCAUAUCCAUGGCAAUGCCUUGGACAAAGAGGAGGAACAAUGGGCUCGAUCCGUCGUCACGAAGAUAACCCACAUUGCUCGAUCCUUAGGACGACAGCAUUGGCAUGUCCGGCUAGUGCAUUUGGAGAGGGUUAAGUGCGCCAUGGCGGGAGAAAGCGGCUUCGCCAAGAUCCUGCUUUGGAGGAAUUCAUGCCUGUUGAAGGUGUUGCUGCACGAAGUGUUGCAGGCGUCAAUGUCCCCAAAUCUCCGCGCCCUGUUGUUCCAAGGAAGGAACCUGUCUAGCUUUCUGCGUGACUUUCAAGCUUUUAGCCUUACGAAGAUGUGGGACAAGAAGGCGAUGUGGUACAUGUUCCCCUUGUUCGUUUGUGAAGGACUAAGUGAGGAGGUGUACACCCUCAUGCUGAAGUCGCAAACCUGGGAUGAGCUGGAAGUUUCUCUGAGGUUGAGGUUCCUAGAGGAUGAGGCGGAAUGCAGGCUUGGUAAGGGCUCUGAGCAGCCAGCCGAGGCCGCGUCAACGCAAGGAGAGCUGAGCGGUGUAUGCGGGCUUGGUGGUGUGCAAGGAGCUCCUGUUGUUGGACCUGCUGUUGGUUGUGCUGCCAUUGCAGUUGUUGGAGGGCCUGCACCUCGUGUUCCUGUUGCCACUGCGUCUAUGGGUGCAGCUGGCCAAGAAACUGAUGUUGGUGGUGCUGCAGCUGGUCAUGAAGUUGUUGUUGUUGCAGCUGGGUUUGUUGUUGGUGAUGCAGCUGAUCCUGCAGCUGUUUUUGCUGAUGCUCCUGGAUGAGCUGUUGUUGCUGCAGUUGUUGUUGUUGAGGCAGGUGCGGUUGUUGUUGGGGGCUAUCCUGCAACUGCAGGGGAGGUUGGCUGCCGUCUUGCUGUUUUUGCAUUUUUUCAUCAGGGUGCAAGGCAUGGUAGUCAUCUCCUUUUGGUCAUGGUCCAUCGAACAAUGCUGGCGGCUCCCGUGGUCUGCGUCGGUUUGUCGGGGCAAGCCCUCCCCUAUUGUGGGGCAGUCCGGCUGCAUCUGUUGUCAUUCGUGCAACUGCUCCGUUUCCCCAGGUCCCGAAUCAGCUUUCAUGUGGCGGGACGGCUCGUCUUCGUCCCGUUCUAUCAAUCCUUUGCUG
This is a messenger RNA of Chara braunii, 4718 nucleotides long. The record is from the annotation of a GenBank genome assembly. NCBI's taxonomy places the organism in Eukaryota, Viridiplantae, Streptophyta, Charophyceae, Charales, Characeae.